Messenger RNA from Chlamydomonas reinhardtii, 2528 nucleotides. RefSeq lists its product as uncharacterized. The record is from RefSeq and is a predicted model, not a curated record. The coding region runs from base 769 to 2064 and encodes 431 amino acids. NCBI's taxonomy places the organism in Eukaryota, Viridiplantae, Chlorophyta, Chlorophyceae, Chlamydomonadales, Chlamydomonadaceae. The transcript has 7 exons.
GUUAAACUAGUAGAAUUGCAGACCCGCACACAAAUCCGGUCUUGAACGGUAUUGGGCUCGGGUGCCACACCACCAGGGCCCGUAAGCAGACAAUUAAUCAUUUUGUCAGUUAUAAUGUAUUGUGGCCGUAGAACAACAAGCAUCACAGCGCUGGGCCGGGCACCGAUCGCGCGCAUAUGAUGCCAGCUUAUAUUGUGCAGCUUGAGACGCUGUUGCAUUGACAUUCCUGCCAUAUACAAAUAUCAGCUGCAAACAGCCCAAGAACCCCUCUGCCGCGAAUUGACCCGGGUUGGGCGCUUCUGACUUUUGGUAGACCUGCUGCGAUACUGUUGCUUGCUUGACUUUAUAUGUUCACACGUACAGCUAACCUCAGACGACAAUAAUAGGCAGUCCGUUGUACUCCGCAACGUGAGCGUCGCCAAGCAUGGCCGCUCAAUCUAGUGGUGGUUCCGCUCGGCGCCGAUCCACAAGCUCUAGCUCAAGUUCUUCUAUGUCUUCAUCGCCACCUGACUCUGGAGGCUGGUCACCUGGCCCGUCACUGAGCGGCCGCGCGCCUGGCACCAACACCCCGCCACUUCCCCUCGGCUCGCUUGGCCCUGCUUCCUCUUCGCGGAUGCUAGCGUCUGGUGAGUGUGUUGCGGCUCACAGCUUCGUUUAUGGGUUACAUUUAAACAAUGUUAUUGUCACAUAGGCGGACCGAGCCAGGCGCUGGCAGCCUUGCAGCAACGCGGACUGCGCAGUAUGAGACUGCGCAGUAUGAUGGCGAAUAUGUCCGGCGAUAGCCCUCUGCCAGGUCCGCCGCCCUCACCUCACGCGGCUCCCAGCCCCUUUCCCGACAGCCCUCGAGGUGCUCCCAUGUCAAGGGCGGCCGCUGCAGCUACAGCAGCGGUUGCGAGCUGGAAUGUGGAGGAUAUGGACCUAGACAGUCAUACGGACUCAGAUGACGAGAGCGCCUCAGAGCACCAGCAACAGCAAACAGCUGCACAAGCCGCAAGUGGUGGUGGUGGUGGUGGUGGUAGUGGUAGUGGUGGCGGUGGUGGUGGUGGUGGGCGCUGGCACAUGCACCCCUUCUGGCAGCAGUACGUACUUAACACAACACUUGAACCAGACCUCGUGGAUACCCUAGCAGCGCUGGUGGAGCACUGCCAAUCCGGCAGAGGCUGGACGGGUGUACAGGCGACACUAGAAGCGCAACGGCUGGCCGCGUGCGGUGAACCGCUGAUCGGAGUCCCGGGCUCUGGCAUGGGGCCUGGCUGGGUCCUGCUGCCGCCGGCUGGGCAGCGGCCGUCCAGGGUUUCAGACUCUGGCAUGCAGGCUGGCUUCCUGCUGCCACGGGUUGGGCAGCAGUCAUCGCCUUCAGCUACGGGAAGCCCGCUUGGUGGUGGUGACGGCCCAACCGCAGCUGCAGCAGUGUCAACAGGACUGGUACCGCCACCACAACCGUCACGGCCUGCAGCUCCACCAGCUCGCAUGCCCAUGCCGCGACCGGAACAGGCCCCCACCACAGCUCCGGCACCAGCAGCACGCCUACAGUACCCGCCACCACCAGCACCGCCUGCUGACAACUCGGUACCGCCCCCGCCGCUGCCACAACAUGUACAGUCGCUCGCAACACAGGCCGCAGUGGCGCGCGGGCCCACACAGCCAGCAGUAUGGUUCGAGCACGACUUCUCCGAUUGGCAGCGCCUGCUGCAGAGCGUGCAGCGACAGCCCGGCCAACAGCAAAUCACAAGCAGCUGGCUCUUCAUGCCGCUAAUUGCUGACGCACUACUUCCCGCGCACUCAGCCCAGGCGGCCUUCCCAUUCCAGCGCCCGCCGGACUGGAACCAGCUGACAGGUCCACUGCGCACCGGCUGCACCACGCACGGCAUCACAGCGGAGCGCGUGCCGCUGGACGGGCCGUGGCACACAACGGCCACCUGGCAAGAGUACGUGCUGAACACUGCGCUCAGCCUGGAGCUCAUUGAGACGCUGGCGGCACUAGCAGCAAGCUGCCAGUCUGGCGGCGGCUGGGUGGGGGUGCAAGCAACGCUUGCGGCACAGCAGGAGGCCAUGAUGGCAUAACAAAUGGGAAACCAUAUGAGCAGGGAUAGCUUGUGUGGAGCGAUUUGUCAUCGCCGAACGGCGGACCCAUCCCCGGUAGCUCAAUUGGUAGAGCAUGCCGCUGUCACAUGGCAGACCCAGGUUCGAAUCGCGGAUUCGGCCGGGUUGAGGCUGACAAGUAUAGAUGCAGGUUCGGAUCCUGCCCGGGGAACCGAGUCAGUAUUCCGGUAUGGAGUCCGCGGUACUGACGGAAGCGUUGUAGCGACUCUCUGGGUUCGGAUCCCAUUGUUGCAACGUGGAAACUUCACGAUGGCCGAAUUCAGAGAGUUGGUAGGCCGAUAGGUCCAGAACUUCGGUUCCUAUGGACUGAGUGAAGGUGGAUGCGUGGGGUGCCUCUUGCCAAGGUCCCACAGAGAUACGGUAGGGUUAGCCUCGAUGGGACUCUUCCUUAAGGCACGCGGGACCUUGGUCCGUGCGUAGGUAUU